Sinocyclocheilus anshuiensis is the source of this 2289-nucleotide messenger RNA. RefSeq names its product angel homolog 1 (Drosophila) (gene angel1). Bases 69 to 1979 code for a protein of 636 amino acids. NCBI's taxonomy places the organism in Eukaryota, Metazoa, Chordata, Actinopteri, Cypriniformes, Cyprinidae. The transcript is spliced from 9 exons. Gene Ontology annotation, molecular function: 3'-5'-RNA exonuclease activity. The record is from RefSeq and is a predicted model, not a curated record.
GUCAUGCUGUUAACGCCCCCUCGCGUCCCGUGUCGUGAAUAAAGUUGUUUCGCAGUCCGCCGGUAAUCAUGAUCGCGAGUGUGAUGUUUUACGCGCUGUGUCCGCUCUCGAGGCUCAUCGGCAGAGUUUCAGAACUGUGGUGCAAGGCGCCGUUUGUGUACGUUAAUGGCAAAGAGGUUUGGGAUGGUGGCGGUGCUCUUUCUGGACCGCAGCAGACGGGCCUGUUACUGCAGUGGAACAGCACGGUAAAAACAUCCACCGGUCCUGAUCCAGACCACACGGACACUGAGAGUCCUCACGGAGCGCUGGUAGAUCUACUAGACGUCUGUGAGCUGAAAAAGACACCAGAAGAGUUGAACAAGGAGGAAAUGCAUGAAGACGUGCACAAACCACUGCGUUACGUCAAUCAGAUGGAAGCUCCUGCAGCAUCUGUGUGUGAUGGAAACGUUGGUGUGAGAGCGUGUCGGUGGUCAGAGAGGACAAACAGUGACGUAAACCUCUCAGAAUCAGCGCUCAGGUGUCUAGAAGAAACAAAUGAUGGAGAGCCUGUGAUGACUGAGUCUGAGUUUCCCAGUAUUGAAUAUCAGAGUCACUCAGACAUUGAUAACAUGCUCUCUGCAUUCAACCAGCUUGAUGCACAUGCAGAAACAGACCGUGAGGUGGAUUCAUCCGUGUCAAAUAGACUCACUCAUCCCAGCACUGACAUCUUCCUGGGGUUUGAUUCUGACGCUGGGAAUGAAGCCCUUGGCAGCCCAGUGUUUGAUUUGGCGGCUUUGCUUGCAGACUCUCAGCAGGUUCAGACACCAGCGGAGCCCAUCGGCUGGCAUUUUCCCGUCGGCCUUGGGUUGUCACAGAUGUGUUAUUGCCCUUAUGUGCAGUUUCCUGACGUCAGCUAUUAUCCUGCGCUUCAGGAUAGUGACAGCAUUGAAGGUGGGAAUCCCAGAUUUAACACCAGACAAAAUCAGACUGGUUACACCUGCAUCUACAAACGCCGCACUGGGACCAAAACGGACGGCUGUGCAGUGUGUUAUCACAGCGACCGCUUUACCCAGCUUUCCAUCAAUCUGCUGGAGUUUCGCCAAUCAGACUGUGAGCUGCUAGAUCGUGACAACGUGGGCAUUGUGCUGCUCCUCCAGCCUAUGGCAGGGCAGAAUGAAGCAUUCAGCCCCAUAUGUGUGGCCAACACACACCUGCUGUUCAACCCCAGGAGAGGAGAUGUGAAGCUCGCCCAGCUGGCCAUCGUGUUUGCUGAAAUUGACAUCAUGAUCAAAAAAUGCAGGAGUGAAGGAAGACGCUGUGAGGUGGUUUUAUGUGGGGACUUUAACGCUUUACCCAACAGCCCUCUGUGGAAUUUCAUCACCACCGGACAGCUUUACUACCAAGGGUUACCUGCUUGGAUGGUUUCAGGUCAGCUGGAUUUGUCGUAUAAAGUCCAUCACACGAGGCUUUUCUCCCCGUUGUGGCCCAGCAGCCUCGGCAUCACUGACGGCUGUCAGUACUGGUCUGACACACAGACCGCAGCUUCAGAAGACAAUCGUCAGUACAGCGCUGAGUUUCUGUGUCAGCUGCGAUACUGCCCGGCGGCGUGUGUGCGGCCCGCUGAUCUGGAGCUCAUACCAGGAGUCACUGACAAAACACCAGGCCCAGAAGACAUGGACAUGUUUAGUUCAAGGUUUGGACACACAUUGCAUCACGCGCUGAGCCUGAGGUCAGCUUACAGUCCUGUCCAGCCCAACACGCAGACGGCUGUGGUCAGCUCUCUGAACUCCGAGGGAGGAGCGAUGCUCGACUACAUCUUCUUCUCCAGCCACAGGACCGGCUCUGCUGCAGCUGAAGAGAGCGCUGCGGGGUUGAAGCUGCUGGGUCGUUUGUCUCUGCUGUCUGCGGCUGAUCUCUGGUCUCUGCGAGGACUUCCUAACGAAGCGUUCCCGUCUGAUCAUCUCAGUCUGAUCGUCAAGCUUCAGCUUCCUCCCGUCUGACCCGAACAUUUGACAAAUGUAAGGAUUGCUUGUCUUUAUCAUUCAUUUUCAUUGCCUUACAAUUGGAUUGUGAAAGAAAAAAAAAAUGUUGGUCAGGUGAAUAUUUUGUUUUCUGUUCAGUAACAGAGCGAGUGUUUGCACGUGUGAAAUAUUCUCCAGCGUGAUGUUUGAUGUGAGGAAAUACGAUGCACCGUUUAUGAUUGACAUGUUCAUGAUAAUGUAAUCAGAAUGCACUUACAUGCAUUUAUUAGUUUUCAGUUUGUUUCUUUUGGUUUUGAAUUUAUAUUUUGAACUGAGCUAAAUAAAUAAC